GAGAAUUCCUUAUUUGGGAGAGCAGCCAAUGAAACCACACAGAUAUUGACCUUAAGACAUUCUCUAGAUUGUGCAGCAUUGUUACAGCGAGGAGAGACACAGAAGGCUAAGCUCAGCCUUGGCAAAAGCGGGAGGCUGGAGCAGGAGUCCGCCUGACCUCUGCAAUGGGGUCCGGACGAUAGGAGACAGGGGCAACGCAUUCCCGAGCCCCCAGGGACCUCUUCAGCUUCAGUCCUCUCCCAUCACUUGGCACUUACAGAGGAGCCGAUGUUAGGGACCAGUAAGAGGAGUCUGCUCCUCUCCACAGACAUGCAAUGUUGUGGGGACAAAGUUUUUAGCCGCAGAUGACCUGGAAUGCUGCUUCACCAGCCAAAGGCCCCCCACUGGGAUUUCAACCAUCUGCAGAAGACGGUAGAAUUUUGUAUGUUCCUUUGAAAAGCCAAGGAAAAAGGAAGAGACAAUGUCCCUGACUAUUUGACCGGACCACAAGCCCACCCUGAAGAUGUGUUCUACAAACCCAGGCAGCUGGGUCACCUUCGAUGAUGACCCCGCUUUUCAGUCUUCUCAGGCGAAGGCGAAGGAUUUCCCUCUGGAGACCCAAGGUGUUUGCAGACCAAAUGGACUGAAGCUGAGCCUGCCCGGCCUCAGGGACCUCCCGAGCGCUUCCUCCUCCUCCAGCAGCACCCCGCUAUCCUCUCCCAUGGUCGACUUUUACUUCAGCCCGGGACCUCCAAGCAACUCUCCUCUCUCUACACCCACCAAAGACUUCCCGGGGUUCCCCGGCAUCCCUAAAGCAGGGACUCACGUGCUUUAUCCUAUUCCAGAAUCUUCUUCAAGCAGCCCCCCCUCAACAGCGGGUCCUCCGUUGUCGCUUACGAAGCCAACCUGCUUACCCCAUGCGUCAUUACCCAGUGACCGCUCAUGCACCCCACUGACCCCCAAAGCUGGUCUUGAAGAUGACGCCAGCCCUCAGCAGGCCCGAAGCGAGGCUCUGCAGUUCGAGUAUUUCCGAGAGGACUGUUCUUUCUCCAGCCCAUUUUGGAAAGAUGAAGGUAGCAGUUCUCAGGUCUCCUUUGACUCCCCGGCAAGCAGAAAGCCGUUCUCAUCGAGGGACAAGGAAGUACCCAUUGAUCAAAAAAGCCUAAACCAGUGCUCACUUAGCUACAUCUGUGAGAGGCUUGAACACCUGCAGUCAGCUGAGACCCAAGACCCUCUUGGAAACGCGUCUGUGCAGAGUCCAUAUGCUGGAGACACAGCCUCUUCUUUUGUCCCCCACACGCUCUUCCGGAGUCAGCCCAAAGCUGGAUGGUCCUUCAUGCUGAGGAUUCCCGAGAAGAAGAACAUGAUGUCUUCCAGGCAGUGGGGACCCAUUUUCCUGAAGGUUCUGCCAGGAGGGAUUCUGCAGAUGUAUUAUGAGAAGGGGCUGGAAAAACCGUUCAAAGAGUUCCAGCUCGAUCCACAUUGCAGGCUUUCUGAACCCAAACUCGAGAACUUCAGCAUGGCGGGGAAAAUCCACACUGUGAAGGUGGAACAUGUGUCUUACUCAGAGAAAAGGAAAUACCAUUCCAAGACAGAGGUGGUUCACGAGCCUGACGUAGAACAGAUGCUAAAGUUGGGGUCCACAGAGCACGGUGACUUCCUGGAGUUCCUGACCACUGUGGAGGAGGAGCUGGUAAAGCUGCCCGCUGUUGCAAAACCAAGGAAGAAUUACGAGGAACAAGAAAUUUACCUGGACAUCGUGGACAACUUUUGGGGUAAAGUAACCAAAGAAGAUGGAAAAUUGGUUGAAAGUGCCGUGACAACUCAAAUCUGUUGCCUCUGCUUUGUGAAUGGGACGGCGGAAUGCUUUUUAACCUUGAAUGACCUUGAACUCCAGAAACGAGAUGAAUGCUAUUUUGAGAAAGAACCAGAAAAAAGGGCCAUUGAUAUUCUUAACUACCAUUUCCAUACAUGUGUGAAAGCUGAGGAAUUUGAACAGUCCAGAAUCAUUAAGUUCAUACCUCUGGAUGCUUGCCGGUUUGAGCUGAUGCGUUUCAAAACCUCGUAUGAAGGGGAUGAGCUUCCCUUUUCUGUGAAGUCCAUAGUGGCUGUCCAGGGGGCAUAUGUGGAACUUCAGGCCUUUGUCAACAUGACCCCGGGGGCUCAGAAGUCACCCCCUGCCAGUUCCUCAAGGUGCUGUGACAAUAUCAUGAUUCACUUUCCUGUCCCAGCCCAAUGGAUCAAGGCCCUCUGGACCAGGAACCUUCAGAGGCAGAAGUCUCUGAAAGCCAAAAUGAACCGUCGGGCAUGUCUGGGGAGUUUACAGGAACCUGAAUCCGAACCUGUCAUUCAGGUCACUGUGGGGUCAGCGAAAUACGAGAGUGCCUACCGGGCUGUGGUGUGGAGGAUAGAUCGACUUCCAGACAAAAACUCAAGUCCCGAUCAGCCUCAUAGUCUGUCAUACAAACUUGAACUUGGAUCAGACCAGGAGAUUCCCUCAGAUUGGUAUCCGUUUGCUACUGUCCAGUUUUCAAUGCCUGAAACCUCUGCCUCGGGGACGGAGGUGAGGUCUCUAGGAGUAGAGAGCGACGUGCAGCCUCAGAAGCACACGUCUCAGCGGGCUUGCUACAACAUCCAGGUUGAAAUAGAAAAGAAGUGGAUCCAGAUAGAUGGAGAAGACCCAGAUAAAGCCGGUGGCUGUGUGACUCAGUAGAUGAUGAUGCCCCUCUGGUCAACCCACAGCUGGGGCAGGAAGUUCUGGUACAGUAUGGUGGGACUGAGUUCUGAGUAGCAGCCUUAGGCCAGAGAUGCAGUGGUGAGUCUGGAGAAGCGUAUGCUCCAAAGCAGGCCGUCUGCAUGUUACCCCCUGAUAUACUUUUGCUCUGGGGAUACGAGUGGGAAUGUGUCCGUGACUUGUGCAUCUUGUUGAAAGGCAGAGGUGCUGUUAAUUGACGUGAGACCUGCUGGCCAGUUUGCCUGAAGAGUAUGUGGGUUUGGAUUACCCAGUGACUUCAUUUUGUCACCUGGGUUGUGUGAUUCCCAUCUCUUCUUGCUUUCUGUGUUAGUGUGGUGGUGUGAAUGAGACUGGCCCCCACAGGCUCACAUACUUGAGUGCUUAGUCACCGGGGAGUGGAACUGUUUGAGAAGGAUUGGAAGGACCAGGAGGUGUGGCCUGAUUGGAGUAGGUGUGGCCUUGUUGGAGGAAGUGUUUCACUGCGGGGUGGGCUUUGACGUUUCAAAAGCCAUGCCAGGCCCAGUCUCUCUCUCUCUCUCUCUCUGCCUGUGGAUAAGGAUGUAGUUCUCAGCUACUGCUCCAGCACCACAAGUACCCUCAAGCUCCUACCAUGCUCCUGCCAAGAUGAUAAUGUACUAACCUUCUGAAAACAUAAGCAAGCCAGUCAGCAACAUUCCUCCAUGGCCUCUGCAUCAGCUCCUGCCUCCAGGUUCCUGCCCUGUUUGAGUUCCUGUCCUGACUUCCUUCCAUGAUGAACAGUGAUGCGGAAGUGUAAGCCAAACAAACCCCUUCCUCCCCAACUUGUUUAUGUCAUGGUGUUUCGUCACAUCGAUAGAAACCCUAGCUGGGACCGUUAGCAUGUGGACCACCAAGAGAGGCAACCGAAGGAGACAGAACCCCAAGUACGUGAUGUCUCCUCUCACUCAGCCCUGAGAUGCAGUUAGGCAAAACCUGUGAUUUUUUAAUUAUCUACGCUCCUGUCCUGUGACAAUAUUGGGAGUCAUCCUCGGCAGCAUUUGCUACCUGUCUUUCCCUUGCCGUGGGGUCAUUUUCAAAAUGUCAUGUGGGAUUUAUGGUCCAAAGAAAUUAUUUCCAUUAAUGUACAUGUUUUGGAAUGAGUCCCUGCGAUACAGUGCCUUUUGGUCUGGGGUAGGGAGGGGCAGGGGAGGGCGCGGGACUCCUUUCAAAAUGAGAUCAGAGUCACUGGCCAUAAAUUAAAAUAUUUAUUUACAUUAAAGAUGAACUUUUAAAGAUCAUGAAUAUGGUUUUCCAAAAGUAGCAACGCUAGGACCGUGUUUGGCAACAGUAUUUCCUGUAAUGAACACAACUCUCUUGUUAGAGGGCUAAGCCCUGGACUCUCUUGCUAGGAGGCUAAGCCCUGGCUUAAUUCUGUGCCCUGGUGCUGCCGCCACUCUUCGGGUUCAUUCGAAUUCUUUGAGACUGUUUUCUUGGACUGGAGAGAUGGCCCAGCCAUUCCAGGCUAGGCUCACAACCAAAAGUAUGAAAGUGUUUCCUUUAGAAGAUGUGCCAAGUCAAAGACACUGUAUUACUACAAGGAGAUAGUUCAGCUCUUCCGAGUGGGCGGAAAGACUUGAUGGUCCUGUGUCUAGGGAGACGACAGUGGCAUUAGCAGCUAGAACUCUGCCUGGCAUUUCCUUUAGUACUUACCAUGACAAGUCAGAACCCUAAAACUGAUAAAAAUCAAUGUUCUGAGGAAUUUCUUUUUCUUUGUCUGAAAAACAGAGUCCUCCAUGUUGUUUUAACAUGCACUCAGUUCAUAUCGAGCCUUAUCCGAGACUGGAAGCUUUCUUCCCCACUCUCUAGGCUUAUUUUGAGUCAAAAAGUGAUGUGCAGCUGUUCUAAACCACAUUUCCUUGUUGGCCUACAGAAUUUAUUUCACGCAUUUAUCUUGUGUUACGUUCAUUUUCAUCUAUUCAGAUAGAUUAAAACAAACAUUCACGAUGGUUUGUAUCAAUCAGAUUUUAUUGUUCUUCUGUUACUGUGGAGGCACAGCAAACAACAUUCAACGUCAAUGGAUUACAGCGCUCUAGUUUAACUCCGUGGGAUACGUCACUCACAAUGUUUGCUCGAGGCUCGUGGCUGAUGGUCGCGAGUGCGUGUUUUAUAGCAAUCACACCCUCUUUCCCUGUCUUCUGGAGUAGGCACACUUUCUCUUCCGUCUGCUUGGGACGAAUAUGGAGACCGGCGAGUAGUGAUGCCGGAAAAGAGGUGGGUUAAUCCCAUCUUUUUCUCUGAGGUGCUUUAUGGCCUCCUGCCCAUCAAGAGUUCACAGUGGAUGCAAAUGAACUGAAUGCAUAUUCAUAUCACAAAAGAAAUCCAGUGAAGGGUCCAAGGCAUCCCUCCUCCCGCCUUGAAGGCUGGCUAGUGUGUGUGGGUCAUACUGCUGGGGUCUUUAAGUCACAAGCCACCCAGACCUCAGGACCAUCUCAAGCUUCAGGAACAGAAGACUGCCACAAGCCCAAACGGAGUUUCUGGAGCAAUGUUGAUAGCAUUAACAGCGGGGUGCAGUGGCAUAAUUGUUAAUUUGCACAUCUAUCAAGGACCUUAGAUAUCCAUUACGUAGUGUUAAAUUAACAUUAGGGAUGAGAGGCUUUUUUAAUACAGUUCUUCUGACCUUAGAAAUGGCUGGAGGUCAAAUGUGACUCCUGAGCUCUGUGUGAAAAGUUACCAGGGCAUUUAGACGGUGUAAGAAGUAAAAUCUCUUCCAGGAGGCCAGCAGUGAUCUUCAAAAGUCCUUGCUUCUAAAGGAGCCUGGGAGGGAAUUCGAGAAAAAACACUUUUAAAAAAAAUUUAAUUUAGAUAACUUCUUUACGAGUGUGAGCACUUUGGAGUCUGUGGCCAAUGUCAAGGACACCAUCAGGUUAUAACUUGUCCUUCUGCCUUCACUGGCCUGGUCCGUUCAUCUAGCCAGCAAGGGCCACGUUAACUGUGCUAAUAAGUUCAUGAGUUGAUCGUUCCGUGAUCAAUUGUGCAGGUCUGAGUGCGAGAACGCUUCCCGUGUCGGUGGCAACUGUUAAAGCUAAUCAAUUACAAAAGAUGAAUGCCGUGCUCUCCAGCUCACCUUUAGGUCUGGUGUGUAUGUCAGAGAACUGUAGUACCUUUCAUUCGGGAGCUGUGUUUAUGGUCUAGCCCCUUUCUUUACGAAUUCACUUGGAUGGUUUUCCUUAACAAUGACUGUUACGUUUUACUCAAAAUAUGACUUUUGUGACCUGUCAUUACAAAUACAGAACAGAUUGAACUUUGAUAAUCAUGUAACAAAGUAUUUUGUAGAUUACCUAUUGAUUUUUAUAAAAUUAAAGAUGUAUUUCAAAUGGU
Molecule: messenger RNA, 6049 nt
Organism: Peromyscus californicus insignis
Lineage: Eukaryota; Metazoa; Chordata; Mammalia; Rodentia; Cricetidae
Gene: Ston1
Product: stonin 1
Exons: 4
Coding region: 503-2692 (729 amino acids)
Biological process (GO): regulation of endocytosis; clathrin-dependent endocytosis; synaptic vesicle endocytosis
Cellular component (GO): AP-2 adaptor complex; synaptic vesicle
Molecular function (GO): clathrin-cargo adaptor activity
Source: RefSeq, a predicted model, not a curated record